Zalophus californianus (California sea lion) is the source of this 483-nucleotide messenger RNA. Its product is annotated as ATP synthase subunit d, mitochondrial-like. The transcript has a single exon. Gene Ontology annotation, molecular function: proton transmembrane transporter activity. The record is from RefSeq and is a predicted model, not a curated record. Lineage: Eukaryota; Metazoa; Chordata; Mammalia; Carnivora; Otariidae. The coding region runs from base 1 to 483 and encodes 160 amino acids. Gene Ontology annotation, biological process: proton motive force-driven ATP synthesis.
AUGGCUGCGCAAAAACUUGCUCUAAAAACCAUCGACUGGGUAGCUUUUGGGGAGAUCAUACCCCGAAACCAGAAGGCCAUUGCUAACUCCCUGAAAUCCUGGAAUGAGACACUUACCUCCAGAUUGGCUACUCUCCCUGAGAAACCACCUGCUAUUGACUGGGCUUACUACAAGGCCAAUGUGGCAAAGGCUGGUUUGGUAGAUGACUUUGAGAAGAAGUUUAAUGCCCUGAAGGUUCCUGUGCCAGAGGAUAAAUAUACUGUUCAGGUGGAUGCUGAAGAAAAAGAAGAUGUGAAAAGUUGUGCCAAGUUUUUGUCUCUCUCAAAGGCCAGGAUUGAGGAAUAUGAAAAAGAGCUGGAGAAGAUAAGGAACAUAAUUCCAUUUGAUCAGAUGACCACUGAGGACCUGAAUGAAGUCUUCCCAGAAACCAGAUUAGACAAGAAGUAUCCCUAUUGGCCUCACAAGCCAAUUGAGAAUUUAUAA